Molecule: messenger RNA, 537 nt
Organism: Dibothriocephalus latus
Lineage: Eukaryota; Metazoa; Platyhelminthes; Cestoda; Diphyllobothriidea; Diphyllobothriidae
Source: the annotation of a GenBank genome assembly
AUGGCUCAGCAACAGGCGUCCUCGCGGGCCGUUUACAAUCGCAUCAGGGCUUGUCUGAAUGACCCUGCUCAGCACUGCGUCCUGUUUGAUAACGAAUUUCACGAGAAGUGUUUUCGUCAGGCCCUGCCCUCAGAGUCCUCCCUGAACUAUACCACGCGGUUAAAUUGGAUUGCUGCUCGCUGGUACAGGCAGCACCUCAAGGGCAAGGUAAACGUCAUCUUGCUCACAGAGAAUGAAUCGGUGGCUCUGGAGGCUGCUAAGAAGGCGGGAACAGCAAAUGACCUAGACGACAGUGUUCUGGUCAUGAAUCUUGCCGCCUACCUGCAGACCUAUCAUCCCAAACUGACUACAGUUUGGCAGCUCUACGAGUCUUUGAAUGCCUCCUUGAAGUCCACCAGCGAACCCGCGGCCGUCGUGCCACUUCGUGACGACUUGGCGCUAAUGAGUCUACCGCAAGGUUGGUUUCACAUAAAAUUGCCCCCUUUUCGCCAUAUUUUUGCCAUCUUGCUCAAACUGAUCAAAAUUCAGAAUUGGUAG